CUAGCCUUCAACACAAAGGUAAGGACAAGCUUUCCUCAUUGUCUUGUCUAGACUAUGCCGGGGAAGCUCACAUCAUGGUCGCUUGCCACCUGGCGGCUCAUGUCAGAAAACCAGCUCUGAUUGCAUCUUAUGCCUUCACUGCUACUGUCGUACUCACCACUUUAUACCAACGAAGACUUGAGGCAAGACAAGUUUGUGAGCUAUGGCUGAUGAGUGCUGCCGCCGUUCAGAUCCCGGUCUCGAUAUCAAUUGCAUACGGCUCCCGGCCAGCGGGUGCUCAGAUACUCUUCUGCUUGUGUAAAGAUGUUCACACUAAUCACGAUCAGUUGGCUGACUGUCUGAACGGCAGCAUUGUGCAAUGUGGCGAGACUGUAACUUGGAUCUUGGGUCUUAAAAUGCCCAUUAUCAAGCAAGUCAGGUUCGCCGUACGCGGUACGCUGCAAUGCAUUCAGGUUGCAAGAGCCGGUGUCAAAGUUCUUCUAUGUUUAGUCUGCGUGGUGGUGAACGUGCUGGUCCUGCUGCCGCUCUGCAACCCUGCUAUUACGUGCUCGCGGUUCGCUAUAGAAGUUGAACACUCGCUGUUGCGCUUGGAUCCGGGUUUCCGAAGCAUACAGAGCAUGGCUCGACCAUCUAGGUAAAGUCGUACCUCGCUGGUUGCACUGCCAACCUGGCACAGGCUGCCGCACAGCGGCCCAUCGAUAUCUUGAUCUGCGCGCGUGAGUUGAAGCCAGUCAAGCAAAUCCCGGCCACGUCGUCGUCCCUCUGGGCAGAUUUCUCUUUUUCCAGGGAGCCCUCUGGGAUUAUUUUGUCAGGACACGGCCGCUGUCCAAUCCGAGAGCU
Protomyces lactucae-debilis is the source of this 840-nucleotide messenger RNA. RefSeq lists its product as uncharacterized. Lineage: Eukaryota; Fungi; Ascomycota; Taphrinomycetes; Taphrinales; Protomycetaceae. The record is from RefSeq and is a predicted model, not a curated record. The transcript has a single exon. The coding region runs from base 75 to 638 and encodes 187 amino acids.